This is a messenger RNA of Annulohypoxylon truncatum, 1565 nucleotides long. Its product is annotated as thiosulfate sulfurtransferase. The record is from RefSeq and is a predicted model, not a curated record. NCBI's taxonomy places the organism in Eukaryota, Fungi, Ascomycota, Sordariomycetes, Xylariales, Hypoxylaceae. Bases 155 to 1168 code for a protein of 337 amino acids. Gene Ontology annotation, cellular component: mitochondrion. The transcript is spliced from 2 exons. Gene Ontology annotation, biological process: transsulfuration. Gene Ontology annotation, molecular function: thiosulfate-cyanide sulfurtransferase activity.
GAGGCGCUGAUCUGGAUUCCUCCUUUCCAGACGGUGAGCGAACAGAAAACUUAUCUCAAAGUGUCACCACACCCGAGCGCGGAUGUUCACGAUCGACACCUAAGCAUUUACGUGCAUAAACCGCAUAAGAGAGCUCCCGUUGAGCGAUCUAGCUAUGGCUACGCUCGGUAUAUUCCGCUCCACAAGAGCCUUCCGUCCACGACAAAGCUUUCAAAAAUGCCAAAUUGGUUUCAUAGAGCUACGACGAAAUCUCUCUUCCUACCUAGUCACACCCAAUGAGCUAGCAGAAGCCCUCAAGAAAAGCCCGCCAUCACCCAUUAGCACCGAACCUCGAGUUAUUCCCCUAUGCGCCGCUUGGUUUUUACCAAACGAUGAACGAAAAGGCAUUGAAGUCUUCCGAGAGAAGCGAAUACCAAAAGCUCGCUUCUUCGAUCUCGACAAGGUUAUCGACAAACGAAGCCCAUAUCCCCAUAUGCUUCCAAGUCCCAAGACAUUUGCCGAAGCGAUGAGUUCCCUUGGUAUCCGGAAGGAAGAUACAGUGGUUGUAUAUGAUUCAAAAGAGUUGGGUAUCUUUAGUGCGCCAAGAGUGGGCUGGACACUUAGAGUAUUCGGGCAUCCUAGGGUGCACCUCUUAAACAAUUUCAAGAUAUGGGUGGACGAAGGACAUCCUACAGAGUCUGGCGAGCUCUACAGUGUGGAGUGCAACCCGUACCCAAUCCCGAAACCAGACGAAGUUAAGGUCGCAAGCUUCGAAGAAGUGCGGGAGGUCGCCCAAGACUCUAACAAAGAAGGUGCGGAGGGCGUCCAGAUUAUUGAUGCAAGACCCAAUGGCAGAUUCACUGGCAAGGAUCCUGAGCCGAGAGAGGGUCUCUCUUCUGGCCACAUGCCGGGUUCCAUCAACAUCCCUUUUACUGCUGUUCUCGACUCUAAGACGAAAGCAUUCUUGCCGAAGGAGCAGUUACAAAAGUUGUUCAAGGAAAAGGGAGUGGAUCCAUCAAAGCCCAUCAUCUCAACUUGCGGUACUGGAGUAACAGCCGUCGUCAUCGACACCGCUCUUGAAGUGGCGGGUUAUGGUACCCCUGAGACCCGAAGAGUCUACGAUGGUAGCUGGACUGAGUGGGCACAGCGAGUCAGUACUUCAGAUUCGUUAAUUCGCAAGGAUGAAUAGGAGGUAGUGGUGUAAAUCGGAGAGAGGAUGACGAUGAGAUACCCUCCUUUUUCAGGACUUCGUUGUGCUUUUGUCGAUUUAAAUGCCUACGUCCUUCACGCAUACUUCCUCAUCCCGCGUAUCGUGCAUCGUUUGCAUCAAACAUCCAUGAUUGUUACAUGGUUUACUCCACUUAGUGUUGGGACAGUCAGUUUGGUCCAGGAUUAUUCUCAGGUACCAAAAUUCUAAUCCCUAUUGUGUAAAUAUGACCUAGACCGUUACGGUGCAGCCGCGAGGUAUUCACGGCUACGGCACCAUGGGACUAGGCCCCGAACUCUGCAUAGGCGUAUUACGUUAAUGUACAAAUAAUGAACAUCGAUGUAUGUAUUUCCAUGAUUGCGGUACGUAUGAGUCGUAA